Meloidogyne enterolobii is the source of this 277-nucleotide messenger RNA. NCBI's taxonomy places the organism in Eukaryota, Metazoa, Nematoda, Chromadorea, Rhabditida, Meloidogynidae. The record is from the annotation of a GenBank genome assembly.
UUUUUUUAGUUUAUUUUCAAGUAUUUCUUUCCUCUACUUAUUUACAUAUAAAUUUAUGCUUCAUUUUAACUUCAAUUUUUUAUCAUUAUUUAUAAGCUUUUAUUCUACCUCAUCUUUUGCCUCAUUUUUUAUAAUAAUAUUUAUUUUUCCCGCUAUUUUUUCUUGUAAGGAUACGUCGGACCUUCUACUUACAUAUUUACCCAUUUUUUAUAUUUUUUCAGCGAUUCACCCAAGCGUUUCUUUUUUAGUUAAGCCGCCGACGGCACUUCUCCCUUGA